Molecule: messenger RNA, 882 nt
Organism: Peronospora belbahrii
Lineage: Eukaryota; Oomycota; Peronosporomycetes; Peronosporales; Peronosporaceae
Source: the annotation of a GenBank genome assembly
AUGGGCAAAUCAUCAGCUGAACACCACGCGAUAACCGAGGAAGAAUUUGUCAAGCUGGAACAUGUAUUGAACCAGACUGCUAGUGACGCAUCUGCUUGCCUCAAGUUGCUGAAGAAACAUCUUUCGGAGUAUGAUAGCCGUAAUGGUAACCAUUUUUCCAAUACGGCUACGUCGUAUUUGCGGAAUGACAUGCGGUCUGCAAAAGACACGGCAGCGGGUUUGAAGCAUGUGGCCCGUGAAAUGAGGCACAGCGGGCAUCGAUCGAAGGCGGAGUUGUCUUCUGCACGCAAUAUGAUGGACGCGACGGCGAAAGCGAUGGAAAAUUUGAAGAUGACGGGUCGCAAUUACGACAAGGCAAACAAGCAAUCGAAGGGAAUUAAGGGCACGAUUGAUGUUGCCAUGGGUGGUCAUCACAAUCAUGACACGGAUGACAACAAGCACGGGUUGCUUGGCAAACAUGGCGAUCAGAAGCAUCAUGACGAACACGGUGGUGGUUUGUUUGGCAAGAAGGAGACGGAAGAACAUCAUCAUGAAGGAGGGAUAUUGAAUAGUGACAACCAUACGCAUCAUGGUGAAGAUGGUGGAGGACUGUUUGGCAAGAAGGAGACGGAAGGACAUCAUGGUUUAUUGCACACGCAAGACAAGAAUGGUGGUGGCAUCAUUGGAAGUUCGGAGACUGUCGAGACGAUUGUUGAAAAGACGAUUCGUGACAAUUUCAGUCUGACUGCAUUGGACCAUCAACUGACUGCAGCUGAGAAAUCGAUGUCGCCUUCGAUGAUGGAGCGUGCUAAGGAAAAGAUGCAUGAUGUGAAGGACAAAUUGAUGGGUGACAAGACGAGUCAUGAAAGUCAUCACUCGAAACCCCACAUGGUGAACCCUUGA